Penicillium taxi is the source of this 3003-nucleotide messenger RNA. Its product is annotated as Zn(II)2Cys6 transcription factor. The coding region runs from base 1 to 3003 and encodes 1000 amino acids. The record is from RefSeq and is a predicted model, not a curated record. The transcript is spliced from 3 exons. Gene Ontology annotation, biological process: DNA-templated transcription; positive regulation of transcription by RNA polymerase II. Lineage: Eukaryota; Fungi; Ascomycota; Eurotiomycetes; Eurotiales; Aspergillaceae. Gene Ontology annotation, molecular function: DNA-binding transcription factor activity, RNA polymerase II-specific; sequence-specific DNA binding; zinc ion binding.
AUGCCUAACGCCUCUUCGCCGAAGUCGCCGGUCUCCUCAGGGAGGAAGAGACCGCAUCCUUCCACUGAAACGACCCACAUCGACCCCGCUAUCUCGACGACCUCUGACGUCCCCAAGCCAGCCGCGCCUGUCGCUUCUGCCUCGUCAUCUUUCCGCAACGUCUCUGCCUGUAAUCGGUGUCGACUGCGCAAAAAUAGAUGCGAUCAACGACUCCCACGCUGCCAAUCCUGUGAAAAAGCCGGAGUCCGCUGUGUCGGAUACGACCCUAUCACUAAGAGAGAAAUCCCGCGCAGCUACGUAUAUUUCCUCGAGACUCGUGUCGCCCAUCUCGAAAAGCAAUUAGCGCAACAUAACAUUGAGUUCAAAAAAGCAGCCCCGUUCGACGAAGAAGAAGCCAUCAAAAAUGGAACUGAAGGCUAUCUGGCGCAAUGUACAACCAGCGACGGUCAGGUUGGCGACGCGGGUAAAUCAAAGAAUAAUAGCGCAAAAGAUGAUCUAGUUGUGAAAUCAGAGGGAGAGCAAACUCGCGGAGAUGGAGACUCUGCCAGUGAGGAGAAUUGGCGUCUUAAUAAUCUCGUGUCAAAUAUUGGCAUGGUUUCGGUGCAAGGGACGUCCGAUCCUCGAUAUCUUGGGUCAGCAUCUGGCAUUUCAUUCGCAAGAGUCGUCUUUGCUGCAGUCCGGAGCUCGCUCCCCGGAAAUAUGCCCGAGCGGGCCUCUAUUCGCACAGGUGAGCGACUGCCACAGACAGCUGCUGCCGGUCCCGGUGCGGGUUCCAUGCGCGAUUCAUUCUUCGGACUACAGACUAGGCCAAUGAUGAAACGGGCGUCUUUCCCAGACCGAGAGCUUGCUGAAAGGCUUAUUGGUCUUUACUUUGAACACGCGAAUCCUCAAAUGCCGAUUCUUCACCGAGUCGAUUUUAUGGAACUGCUGGACCGCACUUAUCAGAUGCAAGAGAAGUAUCGUUCUCCGCGAGCUCUUUAUAUUCUAAAUAUUGUCUUUGCCAUUGGUGCGGGAAUUAUAUUUGAGGAAAAGCCCGAAACCCUUGAUGUGGACAACGGCGCGAGUCGUGAUCGAGCUUCGUCCACGGCAAAGAGGCCGAGACUGUCUAGUUAUCAAUACCAGCCUGAAGAAUAUCACGCAUCUGCAAUUGUUCACUUGGAAUCGUUCCUCGGCUCCUCAUCGAGCGAGGGCUUUGGGGGGUUGGAAGAACUUCAGGCAGUGCUUUUGCUAGCCAGCUUUGCCCUGCUGCGUCCUGUCGCUCCCGGUCUCUGGUACAUUGUCGGUGUUGCCACGCGCCUGGCUGUCGAUCUUGGACUGCACUACGAAGAUGGUGUAGGCCUUGACACUUCGAAAGACGGCAAUCAAGUCCGAUCGCGCAUCGAUGAUCGCGAACGAGGACGACGAGAAUGGGUGCGUGAUCUACGCCGCCGUCUGUGGUGGUGUGUAUACAGCUUUGACCGACUCGUUGCCACCUGUGUUGGACGGCCCUUUGGCAUAAACGACCAGGCCAUCAGCACUGAAUUCCCGUCCAUGAUUGAUGACAAAUAUAUUACAAAGUCUGGACUAUUGACACCUCCAGAUGGUGCUUCGACCUACAAGCAUGUAGCUUUGCACUACUUUAAGCUACGUCUACUUCAGUCCGAGAUCCACGACGUUCUCCAAUACCAGCAGGCAAGCGCCUCGAGAAGACGAGCACCUAAUAGUACGAUAAUUCUUCCUCAUGCUGAGCUUACAUCGCCUUUCUUGCAAGGCUUUGAUUCUUUCCGUUCAUGGCGCCAUGAUGUGCAUAAUCGUUUGGUAGAAUGGCACGGUGCUGCUCCAACACGGGCAGAUACUGGCGUGCAAUUUUCCAUCGAAUUACUGGAGUUGAACUAUUGGCAAGCUAUUAUUUUGCUAUACCAACAGAGCCUGACUGUACCUGCUGAGUUGGCUGGAGAGUUGACACCGGCUGAUGAUGUAUCCAGCCCGUCCUUUUCAAAUUUUGACGGUGGUGAUGAUGAAGACCAUGUUUAUCAUAAUGUGGCAGAAGCCGGUCAGAAAGUGAUUCGGAUAUAUCGACAGCUCCACCGGGUUCGGCUGGUCAACUACACCUACCUGGCUACACAUCAUAUUUUUAUGGCUGGAAUUUCUUUUCUAUAUGCUAUCUGGCAUUCACCGCUAGUUCGAAGUCAUUUGACUCUUGAUGAGGUUGACUUUACAGUUCUAGCAGCAACCUCUGUUCUGGGGGAUCUUAUGCACAAGUGUCCACCAGCUGAAGCUUGUCGAGAUGCUUUUGAGCGGAUGAGCAAGGCCACGGUCCAAAUGUCUCUGUCAACGACCGGUUUUGGAUCUCAGGUCGACAUGACUCUUGUGAACUCAGGAUCUAGCUCAUCUGGAUCUCUACAACUGGGACGUCGUCCGCCGAUGGAACAGAGACAGCGAGGUCAAGUCCCCUCGCGGCGACCAGCACAAGCCCGUACGGCACGGCCGGUCCCCAAGUUUGACAUGAACUUAGGGGAUCUCUUUAAUGACAAUGCACCAUUUGCCGAUCGCCCCCGUCCAGACAAUAGGCCGGGGGGUCAGCCCUUCUAUCCCGAAUCAGUACAUAGCGGCUAUGCCACAGACCGUCCCAUUCGCUCAUAUCCUCAACACAACCCCCCAGUGGAGUACCUGAAGUAUGAAAAUUCGGAGUCACCACAACCACCGCCACAUUGUUAUUACUCAAACUCUCCACAGCAAAGUGGCUCUCCUGCAAGUAUGGGAAAUGGACCCCAUCCUGCUCCAUAUGCAGACCCAGAAUCCCAGCCAGGUAUGAGUCUUGACUUCCUAGAUUGGGAUGCAGGAACCCAGGCCACGGAGCCACAUCUAAAUGCCGAUCAUAACCUAGAUCAGAAUGUGGGAAUCGACCUAGGAUUUGGCAUGGCGAUGGAUUUCCAGCAUGACUGGAGUGAAAAUCCCAGCUACGAUAUUCUGGAGGGAUAUUUCUUUGGAGGUUCUGGGGCAGGUGCUGCUAGUGAUGUAUAA